This is a messenger RNA of Dendronephthya gigantea, 3928 nucleotides long. Its product is annotated as leucine-rich repeat-containing protein 74A-like. Gene Ontology annotation, molecular function: small GTPase binding; GTPase activator activity. Gene Ontology annotation, cellular component: cytosol; nucleus; perinuclear region of cytoplasm. The coding region runs from base 1737 to 3017 and encodes 426 amino acids. The transcript has a single exon. Gene Ontology annotation, biological process: nucleocytoplasmic transport; activation of GTPase activity. The record is from RefSeq and is a predicted model, not a curated record. Lineage: Eukaryota; Metazoa; Cnidaria; Anthozoa; Malacalcyonacea; Nephtheidae.
GUUUUGUGUGGCUUUUUAAUGAUUCCUCAUUAAAAUAUGGGUUACUUCAUUAACUGCUGUUGUGCUUGGCAGAUAGAUGAUUUCACUUUCCAACAGACAAAUACUGUCAAUUAACAAAUUUCCUUGAAAUAAUAUCACAGAUGUAGCAUUAAUUUAAGAAUGUGUUUAUCAGUGGACAGUAUUUAUUCAAGAGCAACUAAGAAUUUACUUACACAAGUCAAAUUCAAAACCAUGGCUUUGUUGGUGGUUUGUCCCAACAUAGUUUGACCCAAGACUUCUCUCUUUUUCCAACCAAUCAUAUUGCAUCCCUAGUUAUUAGGGUCCAGGCUCCCAGGCAUGAUAAGCUCAGACAUUUUUUCAAAAGAUUGUAAGGCUAAUUUAUAUGAAAAUUGACAGACGCGAUUUCUAGACUCAUACAACCUGUCAUAGACCUUCAAGAUAUGGUUUUUGCGUAAUUAUCACUCAUAGCCAUUUAACUUGCUCUAUUUUCAAAGAUAUGUCCAAUCUAAAUUAUUCAUAACUACGACAGGUCGUAAUAGUAAACAAAUUUCUUGAGGUAGCCGCAAGAGCUAUUAUUAGCCAAAGUUAUCUAUUUUAUUAUCUUUAAUAUAAAAAAGGUAUUGGAAAAAAUGAAUGUGGGAAUUACGGUUUCACUGCUAUACUGUGUGCGAUAUCUUUGAAAAUGAAAGCAUAUUUGUACGUCUUUUUGUAUUGUGCACAGAAAUAUAUCAAAGGAAAGGUUUUAACGGAUAAAGUCGAGGGCAGUCGAGACUGUUCAGCGAUAUGACUGCUUAGAUUGUUUUGUUUGCAUUUCCUCUGCUUUCCAUUUAUCAACAGCAACAUAUUUGUAAAUUGUUUGUAAGAAUAACGAAGUGUCAGGAUAAUACAAUACUCGUGCAGCGAGGCGGCGCCAGGAACGUUGCGAAAGACGCAUGUCGGCUCCUUCCCACAGGCGUGGGCUUUUAGAUUCUUGUCGUAAGGACCGAAGUUUCCUUUUUCCGCAUCACCUUCGGUAUAUGUUGUGCAAAAUCCCAUGCAUGUUUUCAAUCAUUGCAUUGCAUUACUACAAUGUUCCUAAUCUACAAACUUCUAGAACUACCCUUUGCAUAUCACAGACAUGAGACCGGAGCUAUAACAUGAUUAAAUUAUCACCGCAUAUAUUAAUUUCAAUAUAUUUGAGCAAACAAAAACGAAAAAAGUGCACUUUCAUAUCGAAAUUAUCUUGUGCAAUUUUUGCAGACGGAACACUGUCUAUUCAACACGAGCACACUACAAUAUCGAAACGAAACAUGGUUUUUGGAAAAAUGCUUACUUGCGUGUUGAAUUCUCUUUAUUGUAUCCUAAUAGUUUUAUAACUGCUUAACUAAUUGCAUAAGAAAAGAUUAGUAUUUAACCACCUGUCUUAAUGAAUAUUAACGUGAAAUUUAUCACCUCGCUUAUAUAUUAAAACGAUUCUGCCAAUAUGGGGCGAUUCAAUUCAAUAAACAAGAUACGAUUCAACUUAGUUAUCGGGAAAGAUUCAUUUCUAUGGGGUUUUUUUGGAUAUUGAACCGAUAGCGUUGAAGUGCGUGUGGCCUUUUUUAAAGAAAUGUUUGGUCAGUCGCCUAGGAGAUCAGCGCUCGGUCAGAAUAUAUACAUGCAUGUGUGUAUAUACGAAAAUUUGAAUCGAAAGCCAUUUAGUAUAUAGGAACGGCUUUAGAAUAAGGCAUUCGUACAUUUCCCAAUUGUCAAGGAAAAUGUACAAUAUUUCAAAUGGCACGUCGAACAAUGGGCAUACGAGUUCGCCGAAGCGCCGUUUGUCCGUUCGGACACGAAUGAUGAUAGCUGCACGACAAAAAAUUGAACUGCACGAAAAAUUGGCGCUUGAGAAGGACAAAGAUAGCGAGGAAAACGUCGAGAUAACAUCAGAUGUAAACAUGGAGAAAAGUCUUCCUUAUCCGACGUCGCAAGGGCUUGAUUCCCAACUCUCCGAUGAGCUGAAAACUAAAAUAACUAGAAUCGUUGAGGCAAAUUGUGCGAUGGAGGAUAUUAGAGCUUCCAAGUCAUCAUUAAUCAUCGAAACGGGCAAGAAAUCUGGCUCGAAGUCCCAGAGAGACGGCGUGCUCGAUUUCUGUGGCUAUAAUCUAGGCUACGGUGGUGUGCUGCAUGUUCUGAACGAGAUACACGACUGGGACAGCUCGCAUAUCGUGAAAAUGGACUUCAGCGGAUGCGCUUUGGAGGAACGAGGGAUGAACGUCGUUUAUAAAAUCGUCAAACUGUGUAAGAAUGUCAAGGAACUGAAUUUGUCGAGGAACAACCUCGGACGGUCUGGGAUAACGUGGGUUGCACGACUGAUGCAGAGCACUGCGAUUUCGUGCUUGAAGUUAGCUCAUAACGGCCUAAACGGCAACGACAUGGAAGUAUUCUUGGCCGCCUUGCCGGACUCCGACGCCAUCGUUACACUGGACCUGAGUUACAACAUCCUAGGUCCUUACGUCGGGGAGUUGAUCACGAAAUACUUGCCCAUCAGUUCAGUACAGUGCUUGAAUUUAGGCCACAACGAGAUAGGAUCGGAAGGAAUCAGGAACAUGGUGGAAGGUUUGCAAGAAAAUGACUCCUUGAGGGAAAUUGAUCUGUCCUGGAAUUAUCUUUACGAUAAGGGUAUGAGCUCUAUCGCUGAUGUCAUUCUCACGGCCCCUUUCAUUCGAAGGAUCUUUUUGAACGGGAAUUUUAUCACUGAAGUGGGCGCUCAGCAGAUAGCUCACGGGCUACGAGAGAACUCCACGCUCGAAGUUCUCAACCUUGCUCAAAAUUUUAUACGAUCACAAGGGGCGUGCGCCUUAGUGAGAGCUGUCAGGAGCAACAUGAGCUCAAGGUUGAGGCUCUUGGAUAUCAACGGCACCCUGGUGUCGAACGAAUUUAUGGUGAUGUACCGAAGGAUACAGAUGGAUAAAGAGGGUUUUGAAGUGACUGGGUUUUGUGCAGUCGGUGGGGAAGGAAAUGGAUUCAGGAGACGAAAGAGCUCCAAAUAUCAGUAAAAUGACAUUAAAUAAAUGACACAGUGAUAGCUUCAAAAAUCCAUAACUCCGUUUUAUUUGACCACACAAUGUGUAUUAUAAUGAGAAGAGGGGGGGGGAAUAACUUUAUAUAUAUAUGGAACGGGGGGACGGCCUCAGUAAAUUAUAUACACAAUACUUCUAGAAAUUUUUGCUUCUAUGAAUUUUGUUUGUAAUCAAUUAGUGUUUGUACGUGUACUUAGUGUAUGUACUUCAGCUAAUUAUGGGUCUUUGUAAUGAAAAAGACUUGUAAAGUAUUAUUUAUUAAGACGGUGCAAAAAUGUAAGGAACCGAUCACCUUACUUUGGAUUAUUGGGCGAUUUAGGGAGGGGUCUUAGUUAAUGAUAUAGUAUUUUGUUGUUUGCUUCAAGAAACACCAUGAAAACUCUUGCCUUCGUCAUUGAUUAUAGUCUGUUGGAUUUACGGGGUUCAUUCACCUUGGCUUUGGAGCCUAUAAAAUAGAUAUCCGCAGUAUUUAAACUGCUUAACUGAAUCUUGACAUAUCCUAAACGAGAUAUUGAGAAGAGUAUAUGUUCGAUACAAUACUCGUGCAUUUUGGGUUUUUUUGUAAGCCAACCGCGAUACCUACGCGUGGUAAGCAAUAUUGUACUUAAAAGAAUGCAUCAAGUGGAACACUCGGAUAUUUUUGUGGGAAAAUGAUACGUAAUAUACUUGCUUCUCCAGCAAUGCACGUCUUUUUUCUGCUAUAGUUGCAGUGCUGUAUCAGUAUCACUGCUUGUUUGUAACACCAUUUCGUCAAAAAGAAAUUGUUGUAAACGAUGUUUUGAGUGAUAUAAUGAGAAAUAAAAGAUUGGUCGGCAAGUCGAAUAGCCCACAACAGUUUGAUGAAUUAUUUUAAACUUUAAAAACACUUCAAAUCAUAUACGGUUUGU